AUGGACCCUGCGCAUUCAGACGGUGUCAUCUUCUGGAAGGAAAGUUAUCUCAUGACAAUUUUGAAACAAUGGCACCAAGAGAAGGGGAACGAAUAUCCGAGGUGCAAAUUCAGUAAAAUUCUGGGGUCAAUGGUCUGGAAAGUGUUUGAUCGGCAGGGCAAUGAGGUCGAGCUGGCAUGGUACCUCGUCACCAAACCGCGCAAGUACUAUGCGCUCGUGUUACAUGAGGCGGAUGGCACGGCGAGAUUCGUGUACUGCGAUCCGCCUCAUCGCACUGUCCAUGGCACGUACCUUAGGCCAUGGUCAGGCGUCAAUGAGAAAGAGGAACUAGAGCACUGCGCAGUUCGAGUGUUUAGCAACGACUUGAAAGAAAUUGAAUACUCUGCGGAAGCCUGGGACCACCUAAAGGAGCUCCAGGAUUUCUCAGGCGAGGAUGCCACAAGACCUCCUUCGAUCACCCGUCCCAAAACUCCGAAAGAUAAAACAGACACAAGGAAGUCAGUUAAAGCAGGUUCCUCGACAAGAUACUCGAUGAGAGGUCGCACAAUUGCGAGCGCAGAAAGUUCAGUCGGGGCAUCGUCAUCUUCAUCGGAAGAAGGUUCAUCUUCGGAAGAAGAGAAAUAUGUGCCCUCACCACCACAUAAACGACAUAAAACUACCGACACCAGCAAUACGAGCAACACCACUGAGCCUAUGAAGCCUAGCAAGGUUGUAUUUAGGCUUGGGUCUCAGAGAGUCAUCGGAGCGAUACGUUAUAUCCCACUGGACGAGUGUAGAUCGAGGAAGGAGCUAUUUGAUAAAGCCACGGCAUUCUAUCAGGCUUGCGACAGAGACGCCCAGGUCAAGAUACUGGUAUGCCAGAUCUCGUCACAGCGUGAACAACACUAUCUGUUCGAAGACAGUGACGGAGAGUUUCGACUCUUAGUUGAGCAGGCACAGAGUCUGGAGGAUAGCUUGGACCGGAUUGUGAUUGACGUUCUGCACGUAUUACAGACAUGA
This is a messenger RNA of Aspergillus niger, 999 nucleotides long. RefSeq lists its product as uncharacterized. Lineage: Eukaryota; Fungi; Ascomycota; Eurotiomycetes; Eurotiales; Aspergillaceae. The transcript is spliced from 2 exons. The coding region runs from base 1 to 999 and encodes 332 amino acids. The record is from RefSeq and is a predicted model, not a curated record.